GUCUUCUUCACCUGCUCUCCAUUCCUUCUUUCGUCUUGAGAGAAAGAAACUUGUUUUGACAAAGAGAGAGAUGGAAUAUUCUCUUCAGGCAUCCAAUCUCGCUCUAUCAACUUUGAUAGUUCUUUUGCUCUCUGUUUUGUGGAGAGUGGCGUUUAGGUGUUGGAUUUCACCUGCAAGAGCUUAUCAGAAGCUCAAGAGAAAUGGAUUAAGAGGGCCUUCUCCGACUUUCCCUCUCGGCAAUCUCAUGGACAUGAAAAAGGCCAUACAAGAUGAAUCUUGUUCUGUGAAUUCUAGUGAUGAAUCUUCGAAAAUCAUCUCUCAUGACAAACACUCCACGGUCCUCCCCUACUUUGCUCGCUGGCAAAAAUCGCACGGGAAAGUGUUCAUGUAUUGGCUAGGCACAGAGCCGUUCUUGUACAUUGCAGAGCCAGAGUUUCUGAAGCAAAUGUCGAGUGGUGUAAUGGGAAAGAGUUGGGGAAAGCCCAGGGUGUUCAAGAAUGACAGAGAACCCAUGUUCGGGAACGGACUGGUCAUGACCGAGGGUGACGAAUGGGUCCGUCACAGGCAUCUCAUCACCCCAGCUUUCUCUCCUGCAAACCUCAAGGGAAUGGCAAGUUUAAUGGUGGAAUCAGCCAACAAAAUGCUAGAGAAGUGGACAGCUCUUGUAAACUCUGGAAACCCGGAGAUCGACAUUGAAAGAGAGAUCGUAUCAACGGCGGGGGAGAUCAUAGCCAAGACCAGCUUCGGCAUUAGCCACGAAGAUGGCAAGAAAGUUUUCGAGAAACUGCAAGCCAUGCAGGUGACUCUCUUCAAGACAAACCGUUUUGUGGGUGUGCCUUUCAACCAAUUCAUCGCCCCCAAAAAAUCCAUGGAGGCAAAAAGGCUGGGGAAAGAAAUCGACGACCUACUAAUGUCGAUCAUCAAUGAUCGCAAGGCCGGCAUAGGGGCAAAUAACCGAAAGGACUUGCUCGGGCUGUUACUCGAAGGGAACAGCGGGAAUGGAAGAACAGGGAAGAGUUUGACGACGAGAGAGCUGGUGGACGAGUGCAAAACCUUCUUCUUCGGGGGUCAUGAGACGACGGCAUUGGCUCUAUCGUGGACGUUGCUGCUUUUGGCCAUUCAUCCUGAGUGGCAAGAUCAGCUCAGAGAUGAGAUCAAACAAGUGGUUGGUGAUAACAAAGAGAUUGAUUCAACCAAGAUGGCCGGACUAAAGAAGAUGGGAUGGGUCAUGAACGAAGUUCUGCGGCUGUAUAGUCCAUCACCGAAUGUGCAAAGACAAGCGCUAGAGGAUAUUAAAGUCUACGACAAGGUGAUCCCCAAGGGAACAAACAUGUGGAUCGACGUGGUGUCGAUGAACCACGACCCCACUUUGUGGGGAGACGACGUGAACCAAUUCAAGCCGGAGCGGUUCAAGGAGGACUCGCUCUAUGGCGGGUGCAAGCACAAGAUGGGGUUUUUGCCAUUUGGGUUUGGAGGGAGAAUGUGCAUCGGCCGGAAUCUGACCAUGAUGGAGUACAAGAUUGUCUUAACCCUAAUUCUCUCCAAGUUCUCCUUUUCUGUUUCACCAAGCUAUUGCCACUCUCCUUCCGUUAUGCUCUCUCUUAGACCUUCCCAAGGCUUGCCUCUCAUAGUCAAACCUCUUUAGGAUACUCAGCAAUGAUACCUCUUUUGGUUAAGAGUAAUAAUAUAGGAUCUGAUGUACUUGCCGAUAGCAAUAUCAGGGAUAUACACAGGGUCUAUAAGCUCAGCUGCGAGUAUUCAUUGUAACGUUAUGUAUUCAUAUUUUAUCAUGGGACCGA
Messenger RNA from Rhodamnia argentea, 1799 nucleotides. RefSeq names its product cytokinin hydroxylase-like. The transcript has 4 exons. NCBI's taxonomy places the organism in Eukaryota, Viridiplantae, Streptophyta, Magnoliopsida, Myrtales, Myrtaceae. Gene Ontology annotation, molecular function: iron ion binding; oxidoreductase activity, acting on paired donors, with incorporation or reduction of molecular oxygen; heme binding. The record is from RefSeq and is a predicted model, not a curated record. The coding region runs from base 71 to 1645 and encodes 524 amino acids.